This is a messenger RNA of Leptopilina boulardi, 2460 nucleotides long. Its product is annotated as otoferlin-like. The transcript is spliced from 13 exons. The coding region runs from base 1 to 2460 and encodes 819 amino acids. The record is from RefSeq and is a predicted model, not a curated record. Gene Ontology annotation, biological process: plasma membrane organization. Gene Ontology annotation, cellular component: membrane. Lineage: Eukaryota; Metazoa; Arthropoda; Insecta; Hymenoptera; Figitidae.
AUGGUAAAAUUUAAAAAUAAUUAUUUAAUUAUUUAUUGUGGAUUUCUGCCUACAUUUGGUCCAUCUUUCAUCCACUUUUAUGGCAUUGGAUCAGCGAGAAAAAUUUCCUGCAUAGGAAAUUGUUCAGUUCCACUGCCGAUUUAUCGUGGAAGAUUACUACUUUCACUGAAAACGGAAAUCAAUGAUCCUGAAUCUGCUGGAGCCACUGGAGUUGAAAUAGAACCCGCAGCAUCCAUCAAAGAAAAAAGUUUUUGGGACACCGAGCAAUAUCUUUUGGUUGGUAUAAUCUACGAUGUAUGCAUGAUAGAUCGAAGUCGAUUUAAGUCAAAAUUUAUAAGUUUCGAAAUCAAUUUGGGAAAUUCAGGAAACCAACAAUUUUCACAAAAUCAAUGCCCUUUUAAUGAAAGUGAUGAAUCUGAUGAUGAAGAAACAAUGGAAACGAAUCUGCAGUACGAGAGUCGAACUCAAUCGAGAGGAACGGUUACAAUGGAUGAAAAAUAUAAUUACAUGCCCCUAGGCUCAAGUAAACCCUGCAUUUAUGUUAAAUCAUGUUGGCCAAAUGUUGAAUGGCGAACAAUCAACAGUAACGCUCUUUCAUACGUUGCCAAAUUUCUCGAGGUGGAGCUCGAAAAACUAGAGACUUUAAUUGCAGUGGAGCAUGAAAGCGCUUACGUGAAAUACAAUGAAUUGAUUAAAUCCUUAAAGCAGUAUUGUUUGCACUAUCUACAUUUAAUGGAUACGGGCAGAUAUGAAGACGAAGGUGGUACAACCAGACUCGAUAGGCACAGAGUCAAUUUGUGUCGUGAAGAAAUCAAAUAUAUUUUAAAAGUCAUUAAAAUUAAUGGAGAGCUCGUCAAUAAUAAUUAUAUAAAUAUUGCCACAACACAUGCCUAUCAUUUUCUUAAAAUCAUUCGAGAUCUUUGCAAAGAUCCACAGCAUAAUAUGCCAGAUAUAUUUAUUUGGAUGUUGGUGGGAUCGAAGCGCGUAGCAUACGCUCAAUUACCAGCCGAACAAAUUAUUUACACGGACGAAAAUGUGGCACGUGGUGCAGAAUGUGGAGAGUGUAUAAAUUUAUUCAUGAAAAAUGUCGAAGACGAAAGCGAUUCACUCGAUUAUAACGCAUGUAAAGUGGAAAUAUUUUUAUGGAUGGGAAAUGUGAGAUACGUUGAGGCUUGCUGGAGUGCAAUACCAUCAGGGUACGAGCUCAAUCACCAAUUGAACCUUGACACGUUUCCACGAUUUUUCAAAUACAACGAGUCCUCGAAAUUCCAGUUACGAGCUCACAUAUUUCAAGGGCACUUUGAACCGGGAAUGGACACCUCGGGCUUAUUGGAUCCAUUGGUGCGAGUUUUAUUUUACGGCUACACCUUGACGUCGACAGUUAUUAAACAAAGCCUCGACCCUUUCUGGGAUCAAACACUAAUUUUCCCUCCUGUCGAGUUAUAUGGAACAAGAGAUCACUUGAAAAUGUUUCCACCAAAAAUCGUAUUGGAAAUUUUUGACAAGGAUUUUUGUGGAACGGAAUUUUGUGGUAGAUGCAUUGCAACCCCGAUAGUAAAACUCAACUCGGAAACAUAUUCACCACCCAAUUUUCCGCCCACUUUGCAAUGGUACAAAUUUCACUCCCAAAGGGAAUGUAGCGGCGAGGUUUUAGCAGCUUUUGAACUCAUUGAGGUGGGAAAUGAUGAGAUCGUGGAUUUACCGUUAAACACAUCCACAAACAAGAAGAUUUAUAAAGUGCCCGAUUAUAUACGACCAAAAAUGACAAAUUAUCGUUUAGAAGUGAUAUUUUGGGGUGUUCGCGAUAUGAAGAAAAUCAAUUUUGUUCCGGUUUAUAAACCGAGAAUUAUCAUUGAAUGUUCAGGUGUCUAUGUAAAAUCCGAAGUAAUGGAAAAUGCAAAGAAAUUCUCCAAUUUCGAAGAUAUUCAUUUUAUCAUUGAUUUGGACAUGCCAAUAGAAAGUGUUUAUUGUCCAGCAAUUUCCAUAAAGGCCUACGAUUCACGAGGUUUUGGAUGUUUCAAAUACGCCGGAGUUUGCAUUAUUCCAACUGCUUAUAAAUUUUUAGAGGAAUUAAUAACUCAAGUGGAUUAUGAUUGUCAAAUACACGAAAUGAAAAAUGUUAAAAUUUGUCACGAUCAAAAAAUUCCAUCCACAAUAUUAACAAUUCCCGACGAUUACGAUCCAACAAAUGAUGAAACAGUGUGUUUGAUAAGUUACAAAAAAAUGUCGGGUCAAGAUUUUAAUUCAAAAUUAACAAGAUUUUUUGGAUCGAUCAAACGUUUUACAAAACGUACACCAUCGGAGAAAAAAAAGGAAGAGGUAUACGAGCUGGAUAAGGAUGAAACACAUGAUUGGUGGAGCAAAUAUUACGCUUCUCUCGAGGAGGAAAGAAAUCGUGAACUCGGAAUUGUAAGGAACUUACUUCCAGGUCAAAAACCAGUUCCCACAUUUAAGGUAUAA